UCCGGCUGGAUAUUACAAUUGCACGGUGUGCGGAUCUCCGGAAGUCGUUACUCGCAGCUGUUCGGAUUUCACAUCAACAACAACUUACCUCACAUAGGAACCUUGCAGGAGGCGUUUAAGUUUGGAACGGAUUAUAAUGAGACGUACCUAGGCAACACAACAGUGAACGGCGUGCCGGUGUACCAUUGGACCAGCUGCGUUAACAACACGAGAAAGAUUGACUACUACUUCAACGUGGCGGGCAACUGGACGACCUCGUCUACGAUGAGCUCAGUUCCGGUGAUGUCGGAGGUGGUAGGCAGCGAGCGGCUCCCCAAUGGCUCUCUCUACAACUACCACCACAUCUUCACCAUGUCCCGCUUAAUACCAGCGGCAGAGUUCGACUACGGGGACAUGCAGACGCCAGAGAGCGUGUGUUGCCCCGGAAGGAAGUCCGGAAAGGCACCACCUGCACUGCCGGACCGCUUCUACUACAAGGUUGAGAUUGCUUAUCCGGACCUGGGCGCCGUCGCCUUUGAAGAAGUAAGAUACAUAAGCUUAAAGUUCCAAUGUACAACAAAACGCAUUUGUGUCGCAUUGAGUGGUCAAUUCGUCGGAUUCCGCCUUUUAUAUUGUCCAAUCAUUUGCGGGUUCUUCUUAUUUAUGGCGCUUUUGGCACCACUUCAGUUGUCCUUAUUUAUAUAACAAAUCAUGCGCAGCUUGUAACAAAACAAUUAAAACAGCUGAGCUUGCUUAUCUUGACGUCAAAUAAGUAAACUCCUUCUUCAAGCAAAAAUAAAUUUUAUAAUAAGCAUAAGUGACAACAGUUUUGCGUAUCUUAGUGCCAAAUGCACACUUGCGGUCCACUUCGACCUUCCCAGAAAUUCGACUUUACUCGUUUGGGAUGGCGAAGUUCAGCUGUGCAAGAAUAUAUUUCCUAUGUGUGCUUGGUGUAUGGGUAUGAUACCUAAUGAAAUGUAGACUGAAUUGACUGUCAUUGUUAUUUAUUAUACAUAAAUAUUGCUGAUAGAAAUUUUCGAUUAACACGUCAUUGUUUCCUGUGUGGUAUGACGCCUCCUUCGAGCUCUUCCGACAUGAUCGCCGGCCGCUCAUGCCGACGCCGCCAGAUAACACGACCCACCCCAGGAUCGAAAUACAUGACUAUACAACAGGCGUCGCAUACACGACUGACCGGAUGUUCAACAACUGCACUGUGAGCCACCUGAUCACUGACCAGCAAGACUCGCAGCAGAACUUGACCGCCUACCGGUACAACCAUUCGUCCGUACUGGGCAUGAAGAGUCCGCUACAACUACUCGACCUCGACCUAAAUCUAACUUACAUCG
Molecule: messenger RNA, 1325 nt
Organism: Dreissena polymorpha
Lineage: Eukaryota; Metazoa; Mollusca; Bivalvia; Myida; Dreissenidae
Exons: 5
Coding region: 265-684 (139 amino acids)
Source: RefSeq, a predicted model, not a curated record